GAGAUAGACAGAGGGGAGGGGUGAGCGAACAUAAGAGGUAAAACAGCGAAUGAGGAGAGCAGCAGCACACCGAUCAGUUACUCUCCGCUGGUGCACCGACCCUGAGAAACACCAUCCAGUCAUUAGAUCGCCCGUGAUUCUGCUAUGCACAUCGGACGAGGAGACGCCACUUGCGCUUUGGUUUUGGACUGGUGUUAAAGCUUUAACUGUGCAUCACAGGACAGGAUGGAGCAUUGGAGACAGUGUGCGUUAUGGCUGAUCAAUUGUAAGGUUUUGCCACCGAACCAUCGGGUGACAUGGGAGUCCGCUCAGGUGUUCGACCUGGCGCAGACCCUGAGGGAUGGGGUCCUCCUGUGCCAGCUCCUCAACAACCUGAGACCCCAGUCCAUCAACCUGAGGGAGAUCAACCUAAGACCUCAGAUGUCACAGUUUCUCUGCUUGAAGAACAUCAGGACAUUUCUGCAUGCCUGCUCAGAGAUAUUCGGCAUGAAGAAGAGCGAGCUGUUCGAGGCUUUCGAUUUGUUUGACGUUCGAGAUUUCGGAAAGGUUAUGGACACAUUGUCCAAACUCUCUCAUACACACAUUGCACAGCAGACUGGAAUAAGGUCGUUUCCCACAGAAGAGAGUGUUGACGAUGAAGACAUUUAUAACCACCUAGAGGAUCUGAUAGAUGAGAACGGCGUUGAAGAUGAGGAAGAUCUCUAUGACUGUGUGUACGAUGAUGAUGAGGGAGGAGAGGUGUAUGAAGACCUGAUGAAGGUCGAGCUGGUACAACCGCAGAAACAGGCCGAGACGGACAUCCGAAGCUGUUGUCUGAUGGAAAUCAAACAGACCGAGGAGAAAUACACAGAGACGCUGGACUCCAUCGAGAAAUUCUUUAUGAAGCCUCUGGGACAGUCCCUGUCCAGAGUGGAGAUCGAAAAAGUGUUUGUCAAUAUACCAGACCUUGUGAAAGUGCACAUGAGUCUUCUGAGGGAAGUCCAGGAUUCAGUGCUCAUGCAUAAUGCCAGUAACCUGUAUCAGAUCUUUAUAAAAUACAAAGAAAGAUUAGUCCUUUAUGGGAAGUACUGCAGUCAAGUAGAAAUAGCCAUUGCAUGUUUGGAUGACAUCUGCAAGAACAGAGAGGACGUCAGGCAGAUGUUAGAGUUAUGUUCCAAGCGAGCCAAUAAUGGGAAGUUUACUCUGAGAGAUCUGCUGGUGGUCCCAAUGCAGAGAGUUCUGAAGUAUCAUCUGCUUCUACAGGAACUGGUGAAACACACCCAUGAUGCCACAGACAAGAGUAAUUUACGGCAGGCGCUGGAUGCCAUGAAGGAUCUGGCUCAGUAUGUCAACGAGGUGAAGAGAGACAUCGAGACUCUACAAAACAUCGACCAAUACCAGAAAUCUAUAGAAAACCUUAAUCAGUCUCUCCGUAACUAUGGGAGACCAAAAGGUGACAGCGAAGUGCGAGUAGCUUCAGUCGACAAACGAGCCAAACAAGACAGGCACAUCUUCCUGUUUGAUUCUGCCGUGAUCGUAUGCAAACGACGAGGAGAUAACUACGAGAUGAAAGAGGUGAUUGACCUCCACUCCUUCAAGAUCACCAACAACCCUACCUCAGAAAGAGAAAACCGAAAGUGGUGCCACGGAUUCUACCUCACACACAAUCAGGGUCAGAGCGGCUUUGAGUUCUUCUUCAAAACCAAGGAACUAAAGAAGAAAUGGCUGGAGCAGUUUGGCAUGGCAUUAUCGAACAUCUGUCCAGAGAGCGGGAAAAGUAAUUUCCAUGAGUUCCGCAUGCACACCUUUGAGACGACCACAUCCUGCAGCUCGUGUGAAAUGCUGCUGAGAGGAGUCUUCUAUCAAGGGUACCGCUGCUCCAAAUGUGGUGCUGGCGCCCAUAAGGAGUGUCUUGGUAGGGUGGAUUUCUGUGUCAAAAGCAGUGCCGAUUCCAGCUCUUUCGGACCACAGAUUGGAAAAACACCCUGUCGUGGAGGAGAUGCAGGUCUACCUAAGAUGCAGGUCAUCCAUAAUUAUUACGGGGUUCCAAGCCCCCUGUGCGGCCCACCGCUUAACAUCCAGGUUGGUGAUGUCAUUGAGGUGAUAGAGGCAAACAUCCGUAGCUGUUGGUGGAAGGGUAAAGUCCUGGCAACUAAGGAGGUUGGCUUCUUUCCAAGCAACGCAGUGAAGCCUUGCCCAUGUGUACCAAAACCUGUUGACUACUCUUCUCAGCCUUGGUUCGCAGGCCCAAUGGAGAGGCUUCAGGCAGAGGCCGCGCUGCUCAACAGGAGAAGCAGCACAUACCUGGUCCGUCACAGAAGCCGAGAGUUUAAUGAAUAUGCCAUAAGCAUCAAGUACAACAACGACGUGAAACACAUCAAGAUCUUAACAAAGGAAGGACUCUUCCACAUUGCAGAAAACAGGAAGUUCAGAAGCAUUUUAGAGCUGAUCGAGUAUUACAAACAUCACUCUCUGCGGGAAGGAUUCAGGACACUUGAUACCACGCUGCUUUUCGCCUACCGAGAGCCGGAGAAUGGAGCCAACACCCCGCUGCUCUGCGGGCUGUCUUUUCUUACUCCCGCAGGCUACAGCUUUGUCCCCCCCUCUUCCGCCCCAUUCUGGUCAGUGUUCACUCCUAAGGUGUUGGGUGUGGCGAUUGCCCGCUACGAUUUCAGCUCUCGGGACACGCGGGAACUGACUCUGCAGGAGGGUGAUGUGGUGAAGAUCUACAGCAAAACUGGAGCCAAUGGCUGGUGGAGGGGUGAAGUUAAUGGACGGGUGGGCUGGUUCCCCUCCACAUACGUAGAAGAAGGCGAGGAGUGAACGGCUCAGAGAAAGGAAACAGUGAAAAAAGCAUACGGACUGAGUCAGAAAAAGGGCAAGCAAUUGGCUGGUGCUCUCGCUCUCUCUGUGUCUUGUUUGUCUAUCCUGGAGGACGUGCAUGGUGUUUGAUAGAUGAAGGACUGUCCCUCAGGGAGCAGAUUAUCAAACACAACCCCAGACCACAUCUUCAAAGACCCUUCCGGGCGCCUGGAUGGAGCGUCGCGGGUAAAUCCGAGCCUGAGAUGGAAUGCACGGAAUCCUAGACUGAGGUGAUGCCGUGAGCUAGUUGUGUGUGUGCGUGUGGCAGUUUGUCUGCUCAUGGGGAAACAUGCUUGUCCUGACCUUGCCUGAGUCCUCCUUACCUGCACUAUUAUUGAUGACGCCCCCCUCCCCAUGUCUGCACUGCCCCGGAGGUGUUCUCACACACGGCCCACAAUCCCACCCAGCUAUUCAUCUCCGAUUAAGAUCAUAGCUCCCUGCCGUGUAAGCUGCGGUAAUUGAUUGCUGUCUCUUCCCUGUUUCUAUCCUACAAAAAUCUCUUAUUGUCAGAUUUCCACUUAAAAGGAAGGACCGGUUGUUUUGUACGUCGCUUGCUUAUCUCCAGAGAUAUAUUGUGGGCUUGUCAUGCCCUGUUUAUCUGAUUUGCACGGUACUGCGUCGUCGGAGACACGCAGCAAGAUGUUGACAGGAAACAAAGAGGGUGGCAGUGAUAGGCCUGUAAACAGCUUUUUCAGCAGGGGCCCACGGCCCCUAAAGCAUUGUGUCACACCAUCCAAACAGGAUCAUGCUAGAUAGCAUAGACAGUGCCUUCUCAAUCAACUAAUGAGUGGGAUUUGAAACCAACUGAAAAACAAUGAGCAAGGCAAUUCUGCUUGAGUGGAUCAGAUCCUUAAAUGUGAUGAUGUGCAAACUAGUGGUUGAC
Carassius carassius (crucian carp) is the source of this 3724-nucleotide messenger RNA. Its product is annotated as guanine nucleotide exchange factor VAV3-like. The coding region runs from base 226 to 2802 and encodes 858 amino acids. Gene Ontology annotation, molecular function: guanyl-nucleotide exchange factor activity; protein binding. The record is from RefSeq and is a predicted model, not a curated record. Gene Ontology annotation, cellular component: plasma membrane; cytoplasm. The transcript is spliced from 28 exons. Gene Ontology annotation, biological process: cell migration; intracellular signal transduction; regulation of GTPase activity. Lineage: Eukaryota; Metazoa; Chordata; Actinopteri; Cypriniformes; Cyprinidae.